Drosophila santomea is the source of this 661-nucleotide messenger RNA. RefSeq lists its product as uncharacterized. Bases 95 to 535 code for a protein of 146 amino acids. The transcript is spliced from 3 exons. The record is from RefSeq and is a predicted model, not a curated record. NCBI's taxonomy places the organism in Eukaryota, Metazoa, Arthropoda, Insecta, Diptera, Drosophilidae.
UGGCAACGCCCGGUAACGGCCACAACAAAGUACCGUUGCAUGGCAACUCUUUUGUUUGGACUUUGUUUACAAAAUCCGUUUGCAAGGCCGCACAAUGGACCUCAUCAAGGAGAUUAACGACAAAUACAUGGCCCUCGAGGCGGAGAUCGACCAGAAGCUGGAGAAGGUGCAAGCCGAGGAACUGAAACUGGAGCGGCAGAACGAGCAGCUGGCCGAGACCUCAAUCUGUGCACCUGCUCCCAAGAUUUUGUCUUACGAGGAGGCUCUCCUGCGGAAUACCAACACCUUGAAGGCUCUGGAAAUAGCCAAGGCCCGUUUGAGAUCGCGCUCCACCUACUCCCCGGUGGAGAAACUGCUCCAACAAGCCCUGCACAACUACCGAAAGGAGCUGGAGAGUCUGCAGGAUGCGGUGGAUGAGCGCCAGGACCAGGAGAGACCAGAAGACCGGAAGGAGGAGGAGGAGGAGGAGGAAAACCUGUAUGAACUGGUCAUGCAGAAUGUGAUGGAAGCCAAGAGGCAGCAGACCGACCUAUAAGACAUGUAUUUCCCUGGAACUCGAGCAGUUCGUGUGGCCAUAUAUGAUCUAGUUGUAUAUAUUGUUCACAAGCUAGACAUUGCCAAGCUGAAUAAACAGGCCGCAAGUGCACACAUUUGCUAGAAA